UAAAACUUAGGAAAAUCCAACAAAAAUGUAUCCAUUUUGUGUGGAGAUAGCAGUUUUUGCGGUUAAAAUGACAUCUUCCGCAUUUUAACAAUUGAACACAUAAGGAUUUGCUAAACUAGUCUUUUAUCUUUAAUACAUCAGAAAUUUGAACGAAUACUUUUGAAACCCGCUAACCCCAAUAAAACUGAUGAUCUAAAUUCAGAUGAUAGUGGAGAAUGUUUAUAUUCUCAAGCCCACAUUCCAGGGGACGAAAUGGCGAACGAAACAUUAUAAUAGCUUCCAGCACAGGAUUAUGUCAGCUAAUAUUGUUCGUGCUCCAACUCGGGGAUUCCCUCUGGUUGGACACACAUUUUCUCCAUCUACCCAUUUCAGGUCAGGACAUGUCCACAUAGUAAUUAGCCCUAUUUAUUCUAAUCGGAUGGAAAGUAAGAAUUUAUCUGCAAUUGCAAAGGAGCAAUUUGGUUUCAGAGAGCAGGAUGCAGUUAUCAUAGUUGACCAUGGUUCCAGGCGCCAAGAGUCCAAUUCAAUGCUUCUUGCAUUUGUGGACAUGUAUAAGGAGAAAACGGGUCACCCAAUCGUGGAACCUGCUCAUAUGGAGAUAGCAAAGCCAACAAUAAAAGAAGCAUUUGACUCAUGUGUGAAUCAAGGUGCUGCCAGAGUUAUUUUAAGCCCUUACUUUCUAUCUCCUGGACGCCACUGGAAACAGGAUAUCCCAGCUUUGGCUGCAGAGGCAGCAAAGGAGCAUCCCGGUAUCCCAUACAUUGUCACAGCACCACUUGGUCUGCAUGAACUAAUGGUGAAUGUGGUUGAAGAUCGAAUCAAGUAUUGUUUAAGUCAAGUUGCUGGUGAUUCAAGUGAGUGUGAAAUGUGUUCCGGAAGUGGACAAUGCCAACAACGGUCAGCGUAGAAAUUACACAAGAAAAUUGACGCUUGAACCAACAUAUUUAUUGCUAAUUCUGAAAUCUUGCUAUUCACUUUUGACAAGCUUCAAAGUGGUUAAACAUUUUCUGAUGGUGAUUGUACUUUAUAAAUUGAUUCAAUCGUACAAUAGUUACAGUUUGUAAUC
Molecule: messenger RNA, 1066 nt
Organism: Cryptomeria japonica (Japanese cedar)
Lineage: Eukaryota; Viridiplantae; Streptophyta; Pinopsida; Cupressales; Cupressaceae
Product: sirohydrochlorin ferrochelatase, chloroplastic
Exons: 6
Coding region: 203-907 (234 amino acids)
Molecular function (GO): lyase activity
Source: RefSeq, a predicted model, not a curated record